AACAAUAGGAAUGAGAGUGGCGCUGGAUUCGUUAACAAUUGACCCGAGUGUGGCCGUAAUGAUCAAACCGGUGUCGAGCAAUUAGACACUAGCGAAUAGGAACUUGAUAUCGUAGUGCGGCGAUCCAUCUAUUAUUUAUCAGCGCGGCGAUUCUUUCAAAGCGCAACCGCGGUCAGCAUAUACAUCAGUCGCAGAAAUGGCUCAAAUGGAGAAUCAUCAGUUAAAAACAGUGGAUGUGGAAAAUAUUGAACUUACACCAAGGAAUCAACUGUUAAAUGAAGUGGUUUUCAAACCAAGAAGAAAGAGGAAAAAUAGAUUGUUACUUUUUGGAGGGCUCGGGUUUCUUAUUUUAGUUCUUGCAUGCGUGCUUGCGUAUUUCGCUACCAAAUUAUUGGCGUCUCCUACAACAGUGGAGCUCUCAGCUACAGCUUCAACACCCGCCACACAUGAACGGGUAAACCCAACAACCGAAUACAAAGUGAACGAAGAUACGAGAAUAACUUACAAGCCACCACAGGAACCUCAUAUCACAAGUACAUCAUACUCUACGAGGAUUAUACCACCCAAUCCGAAACCUACGUCACCGGGGACGUCAGAGGGAACACGUGACCGGACGACAAUAUAUGAAGUGACGUCACAUCCCCUUAAAGUUGAAACAACGAAGAAGGCGAUACGAACAAGUGGCGUCACAAUGAAACCGACGAGUGAUGACGUAACGACGCCAAAAAUACCUGACGCCACGAAUAAAGUGACAAACUAUGACGUCAUCACUAAACCGACAACAAAUUACGUCACAACAAAAAUAUCACAGAGUAGUACAACGAAAAUAACAGAUUAUGAUGUCACAACAAAACCGAAUCUACAAAACACUACAGUUGUUCCACUAACCGAUGACGUCACGACCAAAAGUAAGCAAAGUGACGUCACAACACCACACGUCACAUCCCCUCGACCACACGAGAUAUCAACAUCACGUGGCGCUGGUGAAACUACGUCUCAAUCUGGUGGAGCCAUAACCACCAUAUCAUCUCAUGUCAAUGUUACGACAUCUAUGUCUGGUGUAAUGACGUCACAUGCACCAUCCGAUGACGUGGCCACAAAACCGCUCAAUGACGUCACUACGAAGCUAUCUACAGUUGCUAUGGAAAAUAUCUCCAAUGCAACAAAAGUAAAUUUAGACAGGCACGUCACGGCAACCAAUAACGUCACUUCAGCAACUACAGCUAAUGACGUAAGAGCAACAACAGUGGCCAGUGACGUCACAUUAACUAAAAUGACAAGUGAAGUCACGAUAGCAAGUGACGUCACAUUAGUAACUACGACGAAUGACGUAAGAUCAACAGCAGUGAGUACUGACGUCACAUCGACUACAACAGCCAGUGACGUCACAUUAACUAAAACGACUAAUAGUGACGUCAUGAUAGCAAAUACGACCGCAACUAGUGACGUCACCUCAACAAUGCUUAGUACUGCAAGGCCCACAACAGUUGGCAAUAAUGUUAUAUUAUCAACUACGACAACUGGCAAGACAACGACAACAACAGUGAAACCGAGAGACGCCAUCUUGUUUGUUCCGGGUCCUUUUAAUUUUAACGAGGCUGAAAAAGCGUGCUCAGACAUUGGUCAGCGGAUGGCGCUAAAGCAUGACAUGGAAAAUGCUUUUGAACAGGGCUAUGAGAGGUGUACGUAUGGGUGGUUGGGCGACAUGCACGCUGGUUACGUCAUGCAAAAGGAGGGCGCUAGACAGGCAUGCGGGGGUGGGAUCAUUGGUUUGAUUUACACACCAUUGAAGAAAUCCAAUGACGUCGUUUCUGGUGUGUAUUGUUCUCCAAAAGCCGAAUACGAGGACACAGCAGACCACACAGUUCAAAACAAUAAGACAGUAAACUGGUGGACGACGCUAGACCCGGCAGAUUCUCAUACGUUGAAAAACAUUAUACAAACCGACCAAUCAGAAGACAAAUCGUUGCUGACGUCACUACGAAUAGUUUUUCCUUGUUGCAACUUUAUCAACGUGACGAGUAACAAGAAGAAUGAAACACAACUAACAUUAAGGGUAACGAAAGACCAAAUGUCUUUCCUCGCUCAAGCAUACAGGGAGUCUUUCAAAGGCGUAUCUUUAAUGCCGCAUGUUGGCGUUACAUACGCAGCCAUGCUGACGUACACGGAGGAAAUAAUCGACGAGUUGGUUCAAACAUUGGUGACGUCACAUGUGGAUGGGAUGGUAGUCGACUAUGAGCCCGUUAAAGAUUACAACACAGAACAUGCAGAGAAAUAUAGGACAUUCCUGGAUCGACUUGCAGCGAAGUUUUCACCUCACGACCUAAAGUUAGGGAUGAUGACGUCAUCAUGGGGCAUUCUUAAGUAUUAUGACGUGUAUGCGAGUUCCAACUGCACUUUCAUCGGUUCCAUGUCGAGUACUUACUUCGGUACAGACCUCGAGGAAAACGAGGCGAACGUCGAAGAAAUGGCUACGUCUAUAGAACCAGACCGAUUGUAUAUCGGCAUUGGAGCAAUGCAUGAUAACUCUACUGUGGGCGGACGAGACUACGACUGGACUGAAGGAAAACUGAAUUCAUUCCUUUACUGGUUGAAUGAAAAGGGUAUUGUCAAUUUGCAUGUUUACCCAGGAGAUUGGAAACGUCUGAAUGCGUUCGCGCCGUAUUUUGUAAACUCGUUGCGUUAUUUUAUAUCACUGUAACUAGAGCACUGUGUCUUCCGCAAUCAUAUUUAUUAAACACUGAGAUAUAUUUG
Molecule: messenger RNA, 2754 nt
Organism: Ciona intestinalis (vase tunicate)
Lineage: Eukaryota; Metazoa; Chordata; Ascidiacea; Phlebobranchia; Cionidae
Biological process (GO): cell adhesion
Molecular function (GO): hyaluronic acid binding
Source: RefSeq, a predicted model, not a curated record